UAAGCCUUAAUUUCUUUUUUUUAUAUAUAUUUUUACGAUAAAACGACACGCGCUCUAAAUAGUUAUAUCCUUAUUUGGUACAUGUGUAUGUAUGUAUGCGUUUGUACCGAAGCAAUGCAUCUGCUCUCUCGUGUGCUCAUGGCGGGGUAAAAAAUUACAUAUCAGCUGUCCGUUUAACGUCACACGAGCCAAUUCCAAUUUUUCCACCCUUGAAUGGCACCUACUGAGGUCCUUUCAAGUCACAUGAAUAGACGUUUGCAUUCGCAAAGCUGAGUGUCAGCAAGCAUAUAUUGAUGUGUGUUUGUAGCCCCAUCUGCUGCAUGCAAAAUAAGGGAGAGUGCGCCUGGAUAAAGCAUAUGUUGUAGCAAAAGGUCUCAUCAAAUACGUACAAACUUAUACAAACAUCCUGUACUAUGUGUACAUUUAUUCGAGCGCACGCUCACAAAAUGUUAUUGAAUUUUCCCAACUCCGCCAAGGAUAUGCGUAGACUAACUACUAACAGUUGGCUUUUUAUCCUUGUGCGGUAGUGUGACACUCGUAUACAAACGGAACAAAGAAAAUGAAUUCAGAACGAAUACGAACGCGUAAACGUUUAUUUGAGUCGGCUUGGCCGGGUGCAAAAUUUUGGAGGGGCACCAGUACGACUCCCAUUUCAUCCUACAUUUCAUAUCCAGCGAAAUUCGAUGAAGUCGACGGGCAAUCGGUUACACCCCUCACCAUGGCCGCCAUGAUGGGCAAUGUGACGUUCGUGAAGACGCUGCUCACCCAGUUCGAUAUCGAUUUGGAGCGCGAGUGCAACGUUGUCUUCGACGGACUGCUUGUGUAUGGCGCAACCGCGCUCUGGGUCGCCGCCGGCAUGGGUCACAUGCAAGUGGUGAAGAUGUUGGUGCAGCGCGGUGCCGACGUUAAUCACAACACAAAGGCGCAAUCGUCACCACUACGCGCCGCCUGUUAUGAAGGACGCUUGGAUAUCGUGAAAUAUCUAAUUGAACACGGCGCCGAUGUGAACUUGGCCAACACGUACAACAACACAUCCAUCAUGAUUGCCGCCUACAAGGGACACGCUCACGUGGUCGACACACUUCUGAAGAACGGCGCUAACCCGAAUGAGCAAGCGCUCUGCGGUGCCACCGCUCUGCAUUACGCCGCCGAGUGCGGUCAUCUGGAGGUGUGCCGACUGUUGCUCGACCAUGGCGCUCGCAUGCAAAAGAACGAGCACGGACUGACGCCCGUUCUGCAAGCCGCCGAACGUACACACGAAGUGGUCGUGGAAAUGUUCAUAUCACGCCCGGGACUAAUGACCAAAGAGGAGACAAUAACCGCAAUCGAGCUGAUGGGCGCCUCAUUUGCCAACGAUAAGGACAAUUAUAGCGUCACGAAGGCCUACCAGCACAUGAUGCGCGCCAUGGAAAUGCGCUAUGAGGACGAACAGAAGGUGAUACGAAAGCGCGUCAUGGCACCAGUGCCGGCCUAUGACGACUGGUUCGAAACAGAGAACAUACCGGAGCUGCAGGCCAUACGGCUGAACCAUCAUUCGAUACACAUGGAGUCGUUGACAAUACGAGAACGUAUUUUGGGCAAGCACUAUCCCGAUCUGCCACAGCCUAUCGUGUAUCGUGGCGCAGUAAUGGCCGACCAAGGACGUUUCGCACAGUGCCAAGUGCUGUGGAACUAUGCUAUCGAUCUGCGCAUGAUCAACAAUGUUUCAGUUGAACGUGACUUGUUGCGCUUCGCUCAACUGUUCUCACAAAUUUUGCGCUUGGAGAAGCAAACAUUGGAUCUUUCACUUGUUUUAUCUGUGUUGGUGAAGUGUCAGCAGGAAAUAGAGAAUAAUAAAUACAAAAUAGCGCAUCCGGGACCCAAAGAUGUGCCGCAGAUGUUGGCGGAUCAAAACGAACAGAAUGUCGUCACUGCCCUCUACCUCAUCAAGAUCAUCACGAAACUCUUAGCACACACCAAUAUCGACAUAGAGCGACCUCAAAUCGAACAAUUAUACUCAACGAUAUUGAAAUUCGUCAAAUGUGAUACGCGCCUGGCAGAUGGCCAGACUCUCUUACAUUUGGCUGUGAAUGGCGUAACGCCGGUGGAUGAUUUCUACACAAGUGAUAUUUGCCGCUUCCCUUGCUUCCGCACCGCAUUGUUGCUGGUGCAUGUUGGCGCUUCCGUCACAGCUGUGGAUCGCGAUCGCAGCACGCCUCUGCAUACGCUCGUUUCAAGUAUACAGUCUCCACGCGACAACCCACACGUAUUAGUGCAGGCCGAAAAGAUCGUGAAACUCUUUGUGGAUGCCGGCGCACAUUUGGACGCUGUGAAUGCAAAUGGCUUGACGCCAGCACAAGUUGGUAAUGCAGCUGGCAUUAGUAAUCUGAUACUAAGCUACCAGAAUUCGUUGACCUCCUUGAAGUGCAUCGCCUCACGUUGCAUCGCCGUCCACAAGCUGAAAUAUCAGGGUUUAAUACCCAAGGCAUUGGAGGCGUUCAUACAAAUGCACAGCGCCGAAAAGUUUUGCGGGUAAACCUUGCCAUUUUUGAUAUUCGAAGAGCUACACGUAUGUUGACCAGAGAGAGAGAGAGAGAGAGAGAGAGGAGAGUGUGGCAGUGGAGACUAUCAGCUUCCUUUCUGUAUAUUGUAAUUUUGUAUAUUUGAGAUCGAAUAUUUAUUUUAGUUAUAAAAAUCAUAGCCGCUAGGUAACUAACAAACAAUUACGGUAUUGAACAAGUGAACGCAAUACAUUUCUAAUAGCCAAUUCAAUUGAAUUGAAUUUCAUGCUUAUGAAGUUGUGAGAUAACUGAUAUUUUAUAUGAUUGUGUUAAAACUUGUUCGCCAAAAAAUAAGUUUUUUUUUUGAAUAAAUUUUGUUUGAAAUAAUUUAACCAAUAUUGUACAUUAAAAAUGUGGACUGAAAAGUUUAAUUGUAAAUACAUGCAUAUAAAAAUACAAAUGUAAAACGAACGCAAACGAAGUCACCCAAUGAACGGUGUUUUUAAGUCUUGUAGUGUAUAAAGUUGAAUAAAAAAAAUU
This is a messenger RNA of Zeugodacus cucurbitae (melon fly), 3020 nucleotides long. RefSeq names its product protein fem-1 homolog B (gene Fem-1). Bases 560 to 2515 code for a protein of 651 amino acids. Gene Ontology annotation, molecular function: transcription cis-regulatory region binding; protein binding. Gene Ontology annotation, cellular component: nucleus. The transcript has 10 exons. NCBI's taxonomy places the organism in Eukaryota, Metazoa, Arthropoda, Insecta, Diptera, Tephritidae. Gene Ontology annotation, biological process: positive regulation of transcription by RNA polymerase II. The record is from RefSeq and is a predicted model, not a curated record.